AUGUCCGCCAACGGCGCAAACGGACCCGGAGAUGUGCUGCAGAUCCCGCUGGGCCUCAUCAACUGCAGCGGCAAGUAUCUGACCGCGGAGGCGUUCGGCUUCAAAAUCAAUGCGUCCGCCAGCAGCCUGAAGAAGAAGCAGACGUGGACCCUGGAGCAGACCGGGGAGGACGGCAGCGCCGUGUUCCUCCGCUCCCACCUGGGCCGCUACCUCGCCGCGGACAAGGACGGCAACGUCACCGCGGACAGCGAGACGCGCGGCGGCGGCGACUGCCGCUUCGUCAUCGCCGCGCACGGCGACGGCCAGUGGUCGCUGAUGUCCGAACCCUACGGACGCUACCUGGGCGGCAGCGAAGACCGCAUCACCUGCUUCGCGCAGACGGCCGCGCCGGCGGAGAAAUGGAGCGUACACCUGGCCGUGCACCCUCAGGUCAACCUGUACAGCCUGACGCGCAAACGCUUCGCGCACCUGAGCGCCGGCGACGAGCGGCGGGCGGCGGAGGUGGCCAUCGACCGCGACGUGCCGUGGGGCGUCGACUCGCUCAUCACGCUGGUGUACCGCGACCGGCGCUACCACCUGGAGACCUCCGACAACCGGUUCCUCCGCAGCGACGGCACUCUGGUUGACGAAACAGACAAAGACACCGGCUACACGCUGGAGUUCCGCUCCGGCAUGGUGGCCUUCCGGGACUGCGACGGCCGCUACCUGGCGCCGGCGGGUCCCACCGGAGCGAUGCGGUGCGGUAGGGGCACUCGCCUCGGCAAGGACGAGCUGUUCGGGCUGGAGCGCAGCCACGCGCAGGUCGUUGUGACGGCGGGCAACGAGAGGAACGUGUCCACCAGGCAAGGUAUGGACUUGUCAGCCAACCAGGAUGAGGAGGGGGACCAGGAAGUCUUCCAGCUGGAGAUGAGUCGAGAGGACAGGAAAUGUGCCUUCCGAACUGCCACUGGAAAAUACUGGACUCUGACAGCCACUGGAGGCCUGCAGUGCACCGCCUCCUCCAAGUCUGCCAACAGUUAUUUUGAACUUGAAUGGCGUGAUGGCCGUGUGUGUGUGCGUGCAGCUAAUGGGAAGUAUGUGACUGCCAAGAAGAACGGACAGCUCACUGCUGCUGUUGAAAAUGCCGGGGAAGCAGAGCUGUUCCUGAUGAAGCUGAUCAACCGUCCAAUCAUUGUCCUUCGUGGAGAGCACGGUUUCAUUGGCUGUCGUAAGGCUGGCAUAGCAACCCUGGACUCCAAUCGUGCUUCAUAUGAUGUCUUUCAGCUCGAGUUCAACAAUGGUGCUUACUGCCUGAAAGAUGCCCAGGGGAAGUACUGGUGUGUCGGUGAGGACACAGCAGUGUUGUGUAGCAGCACCUCACCUGUCCAGUUCAUGUUUGAGUUCUGUGAUCUCAACAAGAUGGCGAUACGUGCACCAGGAGGGAAAUACCUAAAAGGGGACCAUGCCGGGGGGCUAAAGGCCAACGCCGACUCUCUGGACAACGCCACUCUGUGGGAGUACUGAGGGAGCACAGCCUGACUUCACUACCAUGUAACACAAUUGCUUCAAACUCAGUAGAUUAGUCAGUUUUUUCUUUUUUGUUUUUCUUUUUGCAUGUGCAUUGGUGUGUGUGUGCGCGUACACGUGUUUGGAUAGUUGUCUGAGUGUGCUUGUGUGUGAGGUGGAGAUGAGAGCUGCUAAACUGGAAAUCAUGGCACCGAUGUUCUUCUCACAGUAGAAAAUAUCUCUUUGAGUGAACAUUUCAAACUGGAAACUUUGAUUAACAGCUUCUCAUAUUAAGAUGGUGAAAGAAGAAAUGGAUGAAUGAAUAACCAUAAUGUUUGGAAACACCUUAUCUGCUUUACCCUGCCAGUCCCAUUGAGGCAAGUUGUUCCCGAUGAUAACGGCUUAAUUACUCGAUGGACUCAGUUUGAAACUCACCUUGUCUAUGGCGGCUACCAGAGUAAAAGAACGGUGAAUUCUACUACUUCUAAUUUACAGUAUCUAACUUUUCUUCCAGCUUAGUGUGGUGAAAGUGGAGCAUUUCUGAUCUCAUUUUGCUGUGUUAAAUUUCAAUCAUUUCCUGUUCUCAGACUUACUGCAUUAAAGCACAUUGAUAAAUACGAAUGACGCUGCUGACUGACACGUAUGUGCUGUAAAUAAUGCCUUCUUCGAACGUGACCGCUUCACAGACACAGCAACCAUGGAAUCAUCAACUGUAAGCGUGCCAACACUUUCAGAAAUGAAGCGGUUGGGGCUUGCAGACAGACGAGGGGCAGAAAUCCAACAUGGAUUGCCCCGCCGCACCCCAUCACACAACCCUGCUCACUUUCUCUGGUUGGUCUAGUCAGACAAAAUGAAGCCCAGCUCAAAAGCUCCAGUAUUAAGUAAGCUGCUAGACUUUUUCUGAUUCUUCAAAUGAAUGUAAUCCUUGCCAAUGUGUUUUCAAAGGGGGAAUUAGGGACAAGGCAUAUAAGCAAAGCCUUGAGAUUCUCAUUUAGACUGAUUGUGCAUUAAAACACAUGUAAUUGUGCACCCACACAUUUUAGUCAGUGUGUAAAAAAUAAGUGACCCGAAAUUUACAUGCUGGCGUGGUGGA
Molecule: messenger RNA, 2578 nt
Organism: Lampris incognitus (smalleye Pacific opah)
Lineage: Eukaryota; Metazoa; Chordata; Actinopteri; Lampriformes; Lampridae
Gene: fscn1b
Product: fascin actin-bundling protein 1b
Exons: 5
Coding region: 1-1503 (500 amino acids)
Biological process (GO): actin filament bundle assembly; cell migration; establishment or maintenance of cell polarity
Cellular component (GO): lamellipodium; microvillus; growth cone
Molecular function (GO): protein-macromolecule adaptor activity; actin filament binding
Source: RefSeq, a predicted model, not a curated record